Messenger RNA from Stylonychia lemnae, 1083 nucleotides. Lineage: Eukaryota; Ciliophora; Spirotrichea; Sporadotrichida; Oxytrichidae. The record is from the annotation of a GenBank genome assembly.
AUGGAAUUUGCUCAGAUCUAAACAUAAAACUAAAGUUCUAAAGGUACAGCUGAUUCAAAGUAUUUAAGUGCAAAAGAUGAUCCAAAUAUUAAAUUUGAAGAUGAAAAUAAUGCUGAUCAACCACUACUUCAGAAUACAAAUGAAAAUGAAAUAGACUAAGCACUUAAAUAAUACAGAUAAUCUUCCUCUGCUAACUAUUCAAACAAAAGGCCAAAAUAAGGUACUGUAGCAAGUACAAAUGCCUUAACAUCAAGUUUUUCAUAAGCAAAUCCUAAUAUUCAAACUAUUAUUACUGACCCGAGAUCAACUUUAAUUUCUAAAAGUGAUAAUUGUGAUCCAGUAUGCACAACUUUUACAUCAGAUGCGAAGGGACUAAAGAUGAAGGUAAAGAAGGGAAACAAAUAUAGAAUAAUCCAACAAUUACGUUUGUCUACCUAUUCUUCACCUGUGGAAGAAUGGAAUUUUGGAUUUGGUGGUCUUGUAUUUUACUCUAAUGGUAAAAUUAAUGGAAUAGAAUUUAAAGCAGGUGAUGUUUUUGUUUUCACUGAAUUCUUUUUGAACUCAGCAGUUGAUCAGAAUAAAAAUUAUGAAAGUGCAAUUCAUGGCAAAAUAACUUAUUAUUUGUUCAAUAUGUUGCCAAGUGACCCUAAUCUAAAGAGUUAUUUGAUUGAAGGAUUUGCUAGAAGGAAAGGUUAAAACUAUGAAUUUAAAUCAACAUCAACAACUGCUAGGGUAAAUGAGUAUUCAAACGAUUAAAGAGAAAUGGAUAAGAAUAUGCAGAAGGUACUGUAGAAGGCACUUGAUGCAUGGGAAGCUGGUUUAACUGUUAAUUAAAUUCCAGUAAUAAGACUUAUGGAUGAUAGAGUAGCAUUUAAUCAGCUUUAUGAAUCAAAGUUAUACAGAGUUGUUAAUUAUGUUAAUCCUGAUGUCAUUUUUCUUGGUGAAGUACCAUUACUACAAAAUCUAAUGCACUCCUCAGCAGAAGAGAGUAGUGGAGAGGAGAUAGAGCCUCUUAGGUAACCAUUUAAGAGCAAAACCCCUUAAAUUAUAAGAAAUUAUUGCUGCUCUUGCUCCACAUUCUGA